This is a messenger RNA of Oryctolagus cuniculus (rabbit), 2109 nucleotides long. The record is from RefSeq and is a predicted model, not a curated record. NCBI's taxonomy places the organism in Eukaryota, Metazoa, Chordata, Mammalia, Lagomorpha, Leporidae.
AUGUCGGUCAGCAGCUGCCAAGUUUAUCUGAAGAUAGAUGUCCACAGAGAUGGAGACUUGGAGCUAGGUGGAUUCCUCCCACUUUACUACAUGGAACCAGAAUGUGAGAUGAUCCAAUUAUCUUUUAUGGUCAAGCCACGGCAUAAAGUGUCAGCAUCUUGGUGGCUGUGGAAGAACUACCAAUACGUGCUGGCCUUCCGCUUUGCUAUCCAGGAGAUCAAUAAGGACCCCCAGCUCCUCCCCAACCUGACCCUGGGUUUCCAACUCUACAAUUCUGUUACCAGUGGCCAGUUCACCCUGAGGAGCACUCUGCACUGGCUGACUGGAAAGCACCAUCUCAUCCCUAACUACACCUGCCAGACACAAGGCAAGACGGUUGCCAUAAUUGCUGGAACCACAUCAGCAUUUUCGGCUGAAAUUGGGACAAUGUUGGAGCUAUACAAAACCCCACAGAUCACAUACGGUCCUUUUGAUCCCAUGCUAAGUGAGAGAGACAAGUUUCCAUCACUCUAUCAGAUGGCCACUAGUGACAGCUCUCUGGCCUAUGGAAUGCUCUCCUUGCUGCUACAUUUUGGCUGGAUUUGGGUGGCGAUCUUUGUAUCUAAUGACAUGAAAGGAGAGCAGUUCCUCCAGGAUAUUGAAGCUGAGAUGGUAAAGAAAGGUGUCUGCUUGGCCUAUUCAGUAAAGCUCCCUGACACUAAGUCAAGGUAUGAAGAAACUGAAAUCUCUUUCCUAGAGGGGAUCCGAAUUGCAUCAGCAAAUGUGCAUAUUCUAUAUGGUGAUGUGAGGGGCCUCUAUACCGUGGAAUUUCUAAGCAAAUACUAUUUAACCCUGGGGAAGGUGUGGAUCAUGGCUACAAAGUGGGAGAUAGUUGUGAAGGAGACAGACCACGUGCUGCACUCUUUUCAUGGAGGCUUCUCAUUUUCACACCACAAGGGGGAAAUCCCUGGCCUCAACCACUUUGUCAAGACAGUGGACCCUUCCCACUACCCAGAAGAUUUCUUCCUCAGUCAACUAUGGCUUCAUGCUUUUCACUGCUUACCUCCUGGGUCACUUUGUGGAACAAUUGGAACUCCUCAGUCUUUGUGUAGCCAAAGGUGUGGUCCAGGAUUCAGGAAAAUGCCACAGGAAGGAAAACAUGUCUGCUGCUAUACUUGCGUUGUUUGUCCAGAGAGAGACAUUUCCAAUCAUACAGAUGCAGAGCAGUGCAUCCCAUGUGCAGAUCACGAGUACCCAAACAUGGAGAGAAACCGCUGCCUCCCCAAGCUGGUGACCUUCUUAGCCUUUGAGGAAUUCCUGGGGAUGGCCCUGGCCUGCAUGGCUCUGUGUUUCUCUGUCCUAACAGCUGCCGUCCUCUGGGUCUUUGUGAAGCACCGAGACACUCCCAUCGUCAAGGCCAAUAACAGGACCCUCAGCUACAUCCUGCUCAUCGCCCUCCUCCUGUGCUUCCUCUGCUCCUUACUCUUCCUUGGCCGUCCCAACACAGCCACUUGCCUCCUCCAGCAAAUAACAUUUGGUCUUGUGUUCACAGUGGCUGUUUCCGCUGUGCUGGCCAAGACCAUCACUGUGAUUCUGGCCUUCAAAGCUCUGAAACCUGGAAGAACGAUAAGGCGGUUAUUGGUAUCAGGCACUUCUAACUUCAUCAUUCCCAUCUGCUCCAUGAUCCAACUGGUUCUCUGUGGCAUCUGGUUGGGAACCUCUCCUCCCUUUAUUGAGGUAGAUAAACAUUCUGAGCACGACUACAUCAUCCUGGUGUGCAAUAAGGGCUCAGUCACUGCCUUCUACUGUGUCCUGGGCUACCUGGGUUCCUUGGCCCUGGCCAGCUUCAUUGUGGCUUUCCUAGCCAGGAAUCUGCCUGACACAUUCAAUGAAGCCAAGUUUCUGACGUUCAGCAUGCUGGUGUUCUGCAGUGUCUGGGUGACCUUCCUGCCUGUCUACCACAGCACCAAGGGGAAGGUCAUGGUGGCCGUGGAAGUCUUCUCCAUUUUGGCCUCCAGUGCCGGGCUCCUGGGCUGCAUCUUUGCCCCCAAGUGCUACGUUAUUCUCAUAAAACCUGAUAAAAAUUCUUUGAAAGCUUUAAGGAACCAAUGCAGUUGUAGGAGACCCUAA